This is a messenger RNA of Brassicogethes aeneus, 2406 nucleotides long. NCBI's taxonomy places the organism in Eukaryota, Metazoa, Arthropoda, Insecta, Coleoptera, Nitidulidae. The record is from the annotation of a GenBank genome assembly.
GGAACAGUACGUACGUCUCAGUCGUGUGUUAAAAACGAUGGAAGUGGUACUGAACGAGGCGACGAACGGUGGUCAUCACCGCCAACCGCAAAACUACAACGCGAAUGGCAAAAGUGAAAGUGCACAGCAAGUUACUAACGGACACUCUAAAACGUUGAAUAUCGAAGAUAAUUUUGAAAAUGACACCAAGUUCUCCCGGCAACCAGAGAAAGAUCCCAUCGACUUGCAGUUUAAAGAUGUUACCUACACAGCCGCUAUGGGAAAUAUUUUGACCAAAAGAGAAAAAAAGGAGAUCCUGCACCAAGUAAAUGGCAGGUUUCCCGCAGGACAACUGGUUGCAAUUAUGGGACCCUCAGGGGCGGGAAAAAGUACCCUUCUUGACGUGCUAAGUGGAUACAGGAUAAAAGGUGUGGAUGGGCAAGUCUACAUAAACGGCCAACCUAGAAACAUGAAGUCCUUUAGGAAAUUAUCCUGCUACAUCACGCAGGACGACAGGUUGCAGCCUUUACUGACUGUGCAGGAAAAUAUGUUGGUUGCAGCUGAUUUGAAGCUGUCCUCAGAUGUUAGUCGAAAGGAUAAACAAGACAUUAUAGACGAAAUUUUACACACUCUUGGUCUGACGAAAACAAAAAAUACAAAGGCGCAAGGACUGUCGGGAGGACAAAAGAAAAGACUGUCGAUAGCCUUAGAAUUGAUAAACAACCCAUUGGUGUUGUUUUUGGAUGAACCAACCACUGGUUUGGACAGCUCCUCCUGCAUGCAAUGCGUAAAGCUCCUGCAAGUGCUCGCAAAACAAGGCAGGACCAUCGUGUGUACAAUCCAUCAACCAUCAGCUUCGUUAUUCAAGCUCUUCGACCAGGUCUACGUACUCGCCAGUGGGAACUGCCUGUAUCAAGGUAGCACUGAAAGACUUGUGCCGUUUUUGGAAGACGCAGGGUUCCCCUGUCCAAUGUACCACAAUCCUGCAGACUACGUUAUUGAGUUGGCCUGUGGUGAAUAUGGACAGGAAAAAAUAAAUUCUAUGAUCAAGGCAACAGGCAAUGGAAACGAUAUAAGGUACUUUAAGGAGCCAGAAAAGCUUUCAAAUAUCCAGUGUCAAAAAGGAGCUUCAAAUGAUGAAGAUAAUGAAGGCGGUCUUCAAGCCACAUCAUCCUGCAAUCAACUGAAGGUACUCUUGAGAAGAGGCUUCAUAAAAACAAAGAGAGACCAGACCCUGACAUACAUGCGUAUACUAGUGAACGCCCUAACAGGACUUAUGUUGGGGACGCUGUACUGGAAAGCUGGGCAAGACGGAUCAAAAGUUUUGGACAAUUUUAAUUUACUGUUUUCAAUUUUAAUGCACCAUAUGAUGUCUACAAUGAUGCUCACCAUAUUGACUUUCCCCAGUGAGAUGUCGAUAUUAGUAAAAGAACAUUUUAACAGAUGGUAUUCCCUCAAGAUGUACUAUACUUCUGUUACGCUGAUUGAUAUACCCAUAUCGGUAAUUUGCUGUGCGAUAUUCACUACAGUAAUUUACUAUAUGACAGGACAACCCUUGGAGUGGGUUAGAUUUAUGAUGUUCUUCGUGACAAGUUUGCUGGUAGUUUUCGUAGCCCAAAGUUUCGGACUAAUGAUUGGAGCUUAUUUCAACGUCGUGAACGGCACUUUCCUGGGCCCGACUCUUUCGGUACCGAUGAUGAUGUUUGCCGGGUUUGGAGUGUCCCUCCAAGACCUGCCGCCUUACCUGUACUGGGGUAGCUACAUCUCGUACCUGCGCUACGGCCUUGAAGGGAUAGUGGGCGCCAUCUACGGCUUGGAUAGGCCGACUUUGGACUGCCCUGAAGACGCGUAUUGCCACUACAAGUACCCGAAAAAGUUUCUGGAAGAUGUCGCUGUAAAGGCCGACCAGUUCGACAACGACGUCAUUGCGCUGUUGCUGUUUUUGUUCGUGCUCAGGAUAGCCGCCUACGUCAUUUUGAGGUGCAAACUGAUGGCGCUGCGUUGAUUUUUUUAUGUUGGUAGUAUUGCUAUUCAACUGCCUUUUAUAAUGUAUACGGUAUGGUAUGGUAUGGUGUGUUCAUACAAUGGAAACUUGUGAUUUUUAACUACAUGUGAGUGUGUUUUAUAUUUAAUUUUAAUUUAAGGAACUAAACAUUCCCACCGUUGUUUUUAAGAUGUACAUAUAUUAUUAUUAUUAUUAUUACUAUUUAAUUGUAAACUUAAUGCCAUUGUGACUAUUAUUAUUUUUUAGGCUGUGUGUAUUAAUUAUUACCUAUUUAUUUAAUAGAUAUAUGUGUACCUAGUAUAUAUUUUAUUACAUAAUUUAAGUUUUAAUUUAUAAUGAUUUUAAAAUGUUUUAUGACAAUCAAUGCAAUUGACUGAUGUACCUUAAAUAAUAAAAUAAAAAUAAUGAAUUGUUUUAUGGGA